Molecule: messenger RNA, 1482 nt
Organism: Dromiciops gliroides (monito del monte)
Lineage: Eukaryota; Metazoa; Chordata; Mammalia; Microbiotheria; Microbiotheriidae
Gene: RNASEH2A
Product: ribonuclease H2 subunit A
Exons: 9
Coding region: 160-1368 (402 amino acids)
Biological process (GO): DNA replication, removal of RNA primer; mismatch repair
Cellular component (GO): ribonuclease H2 complex
Molecular function (GO): RNA-DNA hybrid ribonuclease activity; RNA binding
Source: RefSeq, a predicted model, not a curated record
GAAGGGGUGGGGGUCACUGACCUCUUCCCUUCCCCUUGUUCCCUCCCUUCGUCUGACCCUCCCGACCAGCAGCUCAGAUAACGGAGAGCCGGGAGAAUGCUUGGAUCAGCGGCUAACAGCGGUUAAGGGGGCUACUGAAUAGAGGAGGCGGGGCCUUGGAUGGCCAGACUGCAGCUGAGGUGGCUUCUGUUCUUCCUUCUGGCCGGGCCCCCAACCUGCCUAGGCCCGGACUAUCACUAUUUUGGAGAACAAGGCUCCGGAGAUCCUUGGGAAAGAGAAUUGGGUGGCGCUCUUGCCGAUGAACUACAACUCCCAGAAAACUAUGCGGACGAACAGCAGGUUCAGGAUUGGCUUGGAAGCUUCCGGGGGCGGAGAGCUCGCCUAGACCCGCGCUGUUGUCGAAUCUCCCAGCCAGUGUCCGAGACUGCUUGGUUUGCCGCUGGCAUGGAUCUGGGCGACUUUGAGCAGGAUAACACCGGCAGCUGCCGUCUGAGCUCGCCAGUGCCAGAACUGUGCCGCACCGAGGACUGCUGCCUAGGCAUCGAUGAGGCCGGCCGGGGGCCUGUUCUGGGCCCCAUGGUCUACGGCAUCUGCUUUUGCCCCUUGUCCAAAUUGGGCGACCUGGAGGCCCUGAAGGUGGCAGACUCAAAGACCCUAUCGGAGGCGGAGAGGGAGAGACUCUUUGGGAAGCUAGACCAGGCCCGGGAUUUUGUGGGCUGGGCCUUGGACAUUCUGUCCCCGAACCUCAUCUCCACCAGCAUGCAAAGGCGGACCAAAUAUAACCUGAACUCCCUCUCUCAUGACACUGCUAUGGCCUUGGUGCAGCUGGCUCUGGAUCAGGGUGUGAGGGUCACUCAGGUGUUUGUGGACACAGUGGGGCCAGCUGACAAGUACCAGCAAAAGCUUCAGGAGAGGUUUCCAGAGGUCGAGGUAACUGUUCGACCCAAGGCUGACUCCCUCUUCCCUGUGGUCAGUGCUGCCAGCAUUUGUGCCAAGGUUGCCAGGGACCACAUCGUGAAGAGAUGGAAGUUUCUGGAAGACCUUGGGGACCUGAAAAUGGAUUAUGGGUCUGGCUAUCCCAACGACCCCAAGACCAAGGAGUGGCUGGCCCAGUGCCUGGACCCUGUCUUUGGCUUCCCCCAGUUUGUUCGAUUUAGCUGGAGCACUGCUCAGCUCAUCCUGGAUGGACGUGCCGUGCCCGUGCGCUGGGAGGACUCAGAGGAAGAGGCGGGAGGCACACCAGCUGCUGGCAGGGGUUCUGGCACCCCCUCCCUUCUGUCCUACUUUGCCCGUAGAGAAGCUCCCACAGAACGACAGUCUCACCGGUUCUUCCACGAGAGGGGGUUGGAGACAGUAGCCAACCUAUAGAGAUUGUUGAGGAAGUUGGCAGAGGGGAGUGGCAGGGUCUGGCAGGGAUGAGAAGAGCUGUUGCUGUGCCUCUUUUCCUUCUUCAUAGUUUGUAAUAAAAUCUCAGGAAUAACA